Dermacentor albipictus is the source of this 2517-nucleotide messenger RNA. RefSeq lists its product as uncharacterized. The record is from RefSeq and is a predicted model, not a curated record. Lineage: Eukaryota; Metazoa; Arthropoda; Arachnida; Ixodida; Ixodidae.
CAGUCGGACCGCGCUUUCAAAAGAAGGAAGAAAAGAGCCACGUGAUUCACCGCGACACAUGCGUGCCUAACGGCAGGCGCGAAGGGCGACUUUCGAGAGGGGUUCAAAACCCCAACGCCUCAACCCGACCGAAACGGACAGUUCCCAUCGAUGCUGCCCUAUCUUCGCAGGAGCGUCACGUCUCUGCUGCAUGGCGUCUCUCCCGAGCCUUUCGGAGAAGACGACAUCAAGGCAGAACUAGAGAAGUUGGCCGAGUCACAGCGGGAUCCAGGUGCCGGCGCAGAGCAGCCGACACAGACGCCGCCCGGCGACGAAGCCGCUGAUGACUACGAGGAUGUAGAACUAACCGACACCGCCUCGGUGGCCAGCGAAACCGGAGUGACGGACGGGCGCCCUUCAAGAACGGUUCCCGGCGCCUCCUGGGCUGCGAAGCGUGUCAGGCGACUCCUGGCGGUGCAGAACGCCUUCGGAGCUCGAUUCGGAGCGGCCAAGGCGCCCUCUGCACCGGCUUUCUCAGAUGCACAGACGCAGACGCUGCCCGAUGACAGCACUGAAGAGGUGCACUGCCGCCGAUGCCGAGGUGUCUACAGGCGGCAGAGGGCGCGAGCCGACGAAAUUUCACCGCGGGACGCAAAGCCGCGGCCCUGCACUCCCAGUGUCGCCGUAGCGGCGACCCACAAACCCUGCGGCGGCGGCGGCGCUGCCGGCGCAGCGGACCCCGGGGACUGCCCCGAGAAGCCCGCGACCGCGCACUGGUGCACCCGCGUGGUCGAACCCGCGCUGGUCGUGGCCUCCGAGAUCCUCCAGUACCCGUGGGGCGCCGACGCGCUCUUCCUGGUCGGCAUCGUCCUGCUCGCCUCGCUCCUGGUCAUCCUCUACUACGUGGUCGCCGUCGUGCUGCCCAUCAUGGUGCUCGCCGUGCUCCUGGCCAUGGUCAACUCGGCCCUCUUCGAGAGCAGCCGGUACAGUCAACCGCAAAAGUUUACGGGACGCAAGAUCUGCCAAGAAGCUGAGUUCUCGCCAAGCGUGGUCACACGGCAUCGAAUUAAAUGUUCCAGCAUGUUGUAGCCUUCGCCACCUACACAGUGAUUCAUUAAAUACGAAGUGUCAUGCAUUAACAGUACAGGAAUUCACAUUUGAAGGGGAAACCGCAUCCCGCAAACUUUUGCUGUUGACUGUACGAAUUUCGUUGCCGUCUGUUCACUUUGCACUUGGGAUAUCACAAUUCAGACCCUGUGUCUGCAUGUCUGUACCAGUAAAGUGGCCCGAGCUGUAUUUCUUUAAUUUAUUUUUGACGUCACAGUUUAAGCUGAUUGGUGUUGCUCUCUCUUGGCGUUUUCAAUAUCACGAUGGCACGAUUGUGAAGCUAGCGUGAAGGUAGAGUAGCGCCUGGCGUGGAUAGAAGUAGCGUUAGUAAAAUAAGCGCCCUCGGAUGAGGCUUUUGCAUUAAGAUAUGUUUUAUACAACACUCUAGAUACUUAAGCACCUGCUAAAAGUGCCUGCUAAAUGCACCAGGUUAUAAACAAAACGCCGGAAUACGCUACAGUCCCCUUGAAGAAGACCUCUAGCCAGUCAUCUAUUCAAAGGGCAACUAUAGCCGCAUUUCGUAAGUUGUGUUUUGUUCUGCACAAAAAGUGUUGCUGCACAAGGCACUCUAUAGGCUACAGCAAAGCAGUGCGACCGAGCACAUUGCAAUACUUCUACGUAUUCUCACUUAAACGCCGACUAGUGGCGUCGGCCUACGCUACUUUGUCUUUCAAUACAGCGAGUUCUACAUACGCCCUUGCUGACAGUGGUGUUGCACUGCCAGGUUUGGCCACUGCGGGUGUCCUGUGCGUUUUGCUUUCUUUGCUUUAGUUAUUAUUUUCCCUACGCGCCAUGUUGCUGCAACAUUGCUCUGUGAUCACCUUCGCACUUUGGAGAGAAGUUCGAAUCUAUGAGAGAGUUUUAGAUUAGGGGGACGCAAGCGUUGGGGGGCCCCUUAGCGCUUGGGGCCACGGUACUGCGCAUGCGCAUUACCGUGGUUCCUAUCGCUAAGGGGCCCCUCAACUCUUGCGUUCUCACGUACCCCGAAUCUAAAGCUCUAUAUUUUGUCUUGUAAGCUACGCCAAAUGACGCGCUGCCUCUUUUUUUCCUGGGUACUGCUGCCAACUGGAAUCUCGGCGCCCGCGUCUGUGUUCCGUCUGUCUUGGGUAUGACCUCGCGUUGGAAAACAGUGUUCAGACAACUUUCAGGCUGACGUCAGGUAUGUUGCCACGUCGGUCUGAAGUCGCAAAGUCAAUUUCUACCAGGGUCCCACUGUCCGUCGGCAUAUAUAAAUGGGUGCGUCUUUGUGUUAGUCCCGUGUGGCCGUGCGUGUGACAGCAACUAAGCCAAAAUUACGAAGAACUCUGUUUGGCGAGAGCUUGGUGAUCUUUUCGAACUCUCUGUCGGUGUUCCGCUGUCAUCGUCGUGUUGUACUUUUUUACGCACUGUGAUCACACGAAAAAUAAAGUGAGAUGUACCUUUGUAAUGCAA